This is a messenger RNA of Eremothecium sinecaudum, 1230 nucleotides long. It is a transcript of the gene ATG21, whose product is annotated as Atg21p. Gene Ontology annotation, cellular component: extrinsic component of membrane; cytosol; fungal-type vacuole membrane. The record is from RefSeq and is a predicted model, not a curated record. Bases 1 to 1230 code for a protein of 409 amino acids. The transcript has a single exon. Gene Ontology annotation, biological process: protein localization to phagophore assembly site; protein lipidation; autophagy of mitochondrion. Gene Ontology annotation, molecular function: phosphatidylinositol-3,5-bisphosphate binding; phosphatidylinositol-3-phosphate binding; protein binding. NCBI's taxonomy places the organism in Eukaryota, Fungi, Ascomycota, Saccharomycetes, Saccharomycetales, Saccharomycetaceae.
AUGAAAGUCCUAAGAUUUAAUCAGGAUGCAAGUUGCUUCUCAAUAAUUUGCGGUCCACACUCCAUGGCAAUUUAUAAUUGUGAUCCAUUUGGUCGAUGUUUUGAAUUAGAGAAUAGUACCAGUAAUAGCAGUUCCGGAAAUGGCGGUGAAAACGGUAAAGCUCAUGAAGAUCAUAUGGGAAACUUCGUUACGGAAAUGCUUUUUGCAACAAGUUUAAUAGCGGUAGUAAACAAAAAUCAAGGUCUACAAAAAGCCAAAAAAUUGCGUAUAGUCAAUACUAAGCGUAAAUCUACUAUAUGUGAACUAAAUUUCCCGCAUGAGAUUGUAGAUGUCGUGAUGAAUCGGAAACGUAUGUGUGUUUUAUUGUCGAGUGAACAGAUCUUCGUUUACGAUAUAUCCUGCAUGAAACUCUUGCAUACCAUUAAUGUUCUCGAAGAUAAGUUGAAAAUGUCAGGUAGUUUCCAUAAUCACAGCUCUUCUGUGCAGCAAAGUCAUCCCGUACAGCGAUCGCGUACGAAUAUGGUUAGAAUUGCCCUAAGCAGUGACGAUAAAAGCAUUUUGUGUUAUACUGCGUAUUGUAAGUCAGUGAAGCACUCAUAUUUGCUUAAUGACUUAGUAAUUUACGACGCACUAAAUGUAGUACCGCUAAACUACUUGAAUACUGUUCAUAAGGGAAAUAUUGCAUGUUUAUGUAUAAGUAAUGAUGGGAAACUGGUAGCGACCGCUUCAGAGAAAGGUACUAUAAUAAGGAUGUUCAGCACGGGGGAUGAAACUGCAUUUAACUCGAACACAGCCCUUAUGUACGAGUUUAGACGUGGAACACGGCCAUGUUCCAUCCAUGAGAUGAAAAUCGACCGUACUGGGAGGUAUUUAGCGUGCGUAGGCCAUACGGACACCAUUCAUAUUUUUGAUUUAGAAAAAUAUGGACAGGGCUAUAGGGGAUUCGACGACUAUACCGCCCCAUCAAUGCUAGGAGUGAAAUCGGCCAAGGCUAACACUCGACAAAUUGCCAAUUUCUUGUCGAAAAGGGUUAUAUCUAAGAUUUCAAACCACAACAUGGAAAGAGAUUUUGCACAUAUAAAAGUGCAAGAUUCGAUAAGACAUUGUAUUGGAUUUCCAAAUGAGUUUCCUGAGAGAAUAUAUGUAGCCAGUAGUAACGGUGAAUUUCAUGUUUGGAAUAUCCCGCAGCAUGGUGGGGAAUGCAUUUUGGUAAAGAGUAAUAAAUUCUAG